This is a messenger RNA of Drosophila innubila, 5098 nucleotides long. It is a transcript of the gene Uggt, whose product is annotated as UDP-glucose:glycoprotein glucosyltransferase. The coding region runs from base 131 to 4834 and encodes 1567 amino acids. Gene Ontology annotation, cellular component: endoplasmic reticulum. The transcript is spliced from 2 exons. NCBI's taxonomy places the organism in Eukaryota, Metazoa, Arthropoda, Insecta, Diptera, Drosophilidae. The record is from RefSeq and is a predicted model, not a curated record. Gene Ontology annotation, molecular function: UDP-glucose:glycoprotein glucosyltransferase activity.
AAACUGGCAACGCUGCCAGACCGGUAAAACGCCACAUCAGUUUUUCGCCUUAAAUUAAAUUAACAAAUAUAAGAAAAGUGCGAGAGAAAAGUGUGUUUUGUGGGAGUUUAUAAUUGAAGGCAUAUUUCGCAUGCGUCAUGUGCACGUAACAAACCCAAGCACAUUUAUACGCACAGCAAUAAUGUUACGUCUUGUGUGUUUUUUCUUGGUGACAUUACUAGCGCCUGCUUUUGUCCCGUUCGUGGCCGCAGAGUCCAGUCAAAGCUUUCCAAUUACCACGCUAAUUAAUGCCAAAUGGACGCAAACGCCCUUGUAUUUAGAAAUUGCAGAGUAUCUGGCAGAUGAGCAGGCCGGUCUGUUCUGGGAUUAUGUGCAGGCGGCGGCGUCAUUGGACACUGCGCUGAACGAUUACGAUACGGAGUCGCAGCAGUAUAAUGCCGCCUUGAAGGUGGUACGCUCACACAUGAGCGGUCCACAGCUGCCGCUGUUGAAGCUGGUCGUCUCCAUGCACAGUCUUACGCCUCGCAUACAAACGCAUUUCCAGCUGGCCGAUGAACUCCGUGCUGCGGGCGCCUGUGAGGACCCUAUCUUUGCCCAGGUUGGCACUGAACUUGCCUGCAGCUAUGCGCAGCUGGAGCAGAAACUGAAGCUGCCCCUUGCUGAGAGCAGUCUGGAUGCGGAAGUUGGAAGCUACAGUUUUGAUCAUAUCUAUCCCGGAAGCGAGAACAAUACGCGUACUGUCGUUCUCUAUGGCGAUUUGGGCAGUGCCGCAUUUCGGCCAUAUCACAAGUUGCUGGAGAAGGCUGCGAACGCUGGCAAAGUUCGUUACUUACUACGCCAUCAGCUGGCACGUCGGAGUGACAGACCCGUGCGUUUGUCCGGCUACGGCGUGGAGUUGCAUUUAAAGUCGACCGAGUAUAAGAGUCAGGAUGACGCUCCCAAGCCUGAAGCUGGAGCUGGAAGCGCCGCAGCAGCCGAAGAACUAGCCAACGAGACGGAUGUCCAAGGAUUCGAUUUCAAAGUACUCAAGGCCAAGCAUCCAACACUUAAGAGCGCAUUGGACCAACUGCGUCAGCGUCUGCUGCAGGGCAACGAUGAGAUUGCCCAGCUGAAGGCCUGGGAAUUCCAAGAUUUGGGUCUGCAGGCUGCUGCUGCUGUUGCCGAAAUUCAGGGCGAUGAGGCGCUCCAGAUCCUUCAAUACACUGCGCACAAUUUCCCAAUGCUGGCACGCACUCUGCUCGCCCACAAAGUGACCGAUGAGAUGCGGGCCGAGAUCAAGCACAAUACGGAGUCACUGGGUCGCAGUUUGAAUGUGGCGCCUCCAGACGGUGCACUGUUUAUCAAUGGCCUGUUCUUUGAUGCGGACACCAUGGACUUGUACUCGCUGGUGGAAACACUGCGCUCCGAAAUGCGUGUCCUGGAGAGUCUACAUGGCAACAAUGUACAUGGGAACUUGGCCAGCGCUCUGUUGGCCUUGGACUUGAACAGCGCCAGCAAGCGUGAGUUUGCCAUUGACAUCAGAGAUACAUCGGUGCAGUGGAUUAACGAUAUUGAGCAGGAUGCUCAGUACAGGCGUUGGCCACCAUCGGUCAUGGACUUGCUGCGUCCCACAUUUCCCGGCAUGUUGCGCAACAUUCGCAAGAAUGUGUUUAAUCUGGUGCUAGUGGUGGAUCCACUGCAGCCUGAAGCCCGUAGCGUCAUUAAGUUGGCUGAAUCCUUUGUCAUUCACCAGGCACCCAUACGAUUGGGUUUGGUCUUCGAUGCCAAGGCCGACGGAGAUGAGACUUCCUCGGAUUAUGUGGCCAUGGCGUGUGCCUUCAAUUAUGUGAGCCAGCAGAAGGAUGCACGAGCUGCGCUCAGUUUCCUCACGGACAUUUAUGCCACUGUUGGCGAAACAGCUCCCGUUACCAAGGCGCACAUAAUAAAGCAGCUAACAAAGGAGUUCAGCUCGGUGAGCAGCAGCAAAGCUAAGGAAAUUUUGUCGGAAGAAUCCGAUUACGAUUAUGGACGUCAGCUGGCGGCAGAGUUUGUGCAACGCUUGGGCUUUGGCGCAGUGCGUCAUCCUCAAGCGCUGCUCAAUGGCGCCCCCAUGCCAAGCAACAUCAUCAGUGCGGACAGCGACUUUGAGGAGGCCAUUUUCACCGAGAUCAUGAGCCAGACAACGACGCUACAAAAGGCUGUCUACCGCGGCGAACUGACCGACAACGAUGAGAUGAUUAAUUACCUGAUGAAUCAGCCGCACGUGAUGCCGCGUCUCAAUCAGCGUAUUCUCAGCCAGGAGGAUGCCAAGUACCUGGAUAUCAACGGUGUGCCUGCCAAGCAACUUGGCAACGCUGCGGCGCUCAAUAAGCUCUCCAACCGCGACAUGACAGCCACAUUGAUGGCAAACCUUAAAUACUUUGGCGGCAAGAAGAGCACUGAGCGCAUCGGAAGCGCUGAUCUGCAAUUCUUAACGAUCUGGGUCUUUGCUGACCUGGAGACUCCGGACGGAAGAGAACUGAUGACACACGCUCUGGACUAUGUGCAGAGCAGCCAAAGUGUCCGUUUGGCAUUUAUACCCAACACGGAGGGAUCCAGCAAUAAACGCAAUCUGAACCGCUUGGCCUGGGCGGCAAUGCAGACGUUGGAGCCGGCAAAGGCAACGGAUCAGGUGCUGAAGUGGCUGCGACAGAAGACGCAGCGCAUUGAGGAUAUACCAAAGCAGUUGGAGGACAUAUUGGGCAGCACGGAGUUGCAUCUGAAGAUGCUGCGUGUCUAUUCACAACGUGUGCUUGGCUUGUCCAAGUCCCAGCGUCUGGUCAUUGGCAAUGGACGACUCUACGGACCACUCAGCUCCUCCGAGAGCUUCGACAGCGCUGACUUUGCUCUGCUGGCGCGUUACAGCGACUUGCAGUAUGGCGACAAGGUGCGCGAAGUGCUCAAGGAAUCCUCCAAUGAGGUCAACUCCGAUUUCAACAGCGAUACAUUGCUUAAGCUCUAUGCGAGCCUGUUGCCCCGGCAAAGCAAGACGCGAUUCAAGUUGCCCACGGAUCUGAAGACCACACACUCCGUGGUGCAGCUGCCGGCGAAGGAGCAAAACCUGCCUCACUUUGACAUUGCUGCUGUGCUCGAUCCCGCAUCGAGAGCAGCACAAAAGCUAACUCCGAUCUUAAUAUUGCUGCGGCAAACUCUCAACUGCCAGUUGCAGCUCUUCCUGACGCCCGUGGCCCAGCACAGUGAUAUGCCCGUGAAGAACUUCUAUCGCUAUGUGGUCGAGCCGGAGGUGCAGUUCGAGACGAGCGGCACACGGGCCGAGGGACCGCUGGCCAAAUUCAGUGGACUACCCGCCAAUCCGCUGCUCACUCAGCAGCUUCAGGUGCCCGAAAAUUGGCUCGUGGAGGCGGUACAUGCUGUCUACGAUCUGGAUAACAUCAAGCUAAGUGACAUUGGCGGACCUGUGCACAGUGAAUUUGGUCUGGAAUACCUACUUCUGGAGGGACAUUGCUUUGAUGCGGCUAGUGGAGCCCCUCCCAGAGGAUUACAGCUUGUGUUGGGCACCAAAGCACAGCCCACUCUGGUGGACACCAUUGUGAUGGCCAAUUUGGGCUAUUUCCAGCUGAAGGCAAAUCCUGGAGCUUGGACAUUGCGUCUACGCGAUGGCAAAUCCACAGACAUUUAUGCCAUCAGCCAUGCCGAGGGUCCCAAUACACUGCAUCAGUUGCAGACGGGUGCCGUUCAGGUCUUGAUUACCUCACUGCGCUCGCAUGUCACCAAAUUGAGGGUAUCCAAGAAGCCGGGCAUGCAGCACGCCGAGCUGCUUUCCGAUGACACGGCGCCAGCGCAGUCGGGGAUUUGGAAUAGCAUUGCGAAUAGCUUUGGUGGCAGUACUGGCGGCGCAGGAACCGAUGAGGAUGCGGAAACCAUCAACAUAUUCUCUGUCGCCUCGGGACAUUUGUAUGAGCGUCUGCUGCGCAUUAUGAUGGUAUCGCUGCUGAAGCACACCAAGUCACCGGUGAAGUUCUGGUUCCUCAAAAACUAUUUGUCGCCACAGUUUACGGACUUUUUGCCGCACAUGGCCAAGGAGUACAACUUCCAAUAUGAGCUCGUGCAGUACAAAUGGCCGCGUUGGCUGCAUCAGCAAACGGAGAAACAGCGCACCAUUUGGGGCUAUAAGAUUCUCUUUUUGGACGUGCUGUUUCCGCUCAAUGUACGCAAGAUAAUAUUCGUGGAUGCGGAUGCGAUUGUGCGCACAGAUAUUAAGGAGCUCUAUGACUUGGAUUUGGGCGGAGCACCCUAUGCGUAUACUCCGUUCUGUGAUUCCCGCAAGGAAAUGGAAGGAUUCCGCUUCUGGAAGCAGGGCUAUUGGCGCAGCCAUCUCAUGGGCAGACGGUAUCACAUUUCCGCUUUGUAUGUGGUGGACUUAAAGCGUUUCCGCAAAAUUGCGGCUGGAGAUCGGCUGCGUGGGCAGUAUCAGGCGCUCAGUCAGGAUCCAAAUAGUUUAUCAAAUUUGGAUCAGGAUUUACCAAAUAAUAUGAUACAUCAGGUGGCCAUUAAAUCGCUGCCGGAUGAGUGGCUGUGGUGUCAGACAUGGUGCAGCGAUACCUCAUUCAAGAGUGCCAAGGUCAUUGAUCUGUGCAACAAUCCGCAGACCAAGGAGGCCAAAUUGACGGCCGCGCAACGUAUUGUUCCAGAGUGGAAGGACUACGAUGCGGAGCUUAAGGCGCUGUUAGCUCGCAUCGAGGAUCAUGAGAAUCACAACAGCAGUGCCAACAGGGAUAAUGCUGAUGAUGAUGACGACCAUGUAGUCAUCACAACAGAACCGCCGGCACCUGAGCAUGUGCACGGUGAACUGUGAUCGCUGUCAUCUUCAUCUGUUUAGUAAACUUAAGCCUAAUGUCCUUUACACUUGGUAGAUACCAAAUUAGCUAAGCUCAAUACCACUCUAGCAAGCGAUAACACUUAAUACCAACAAUUAAUUAGACAUUUUAAUUAGCAACUAAUUAAAGGGGCAAGAAGCUCCAAGUCUGAAUUAAUUUUGCAUUCCAAGAGCCUCUCGCCAAGAUUCGAACUAAGCUGAAAUUAAUACAAUAAAUGCAAAAAAAAAACUGAAUGCAAAUCA